Molecule: messenger RNA, 663 nt
Organism: Salmo salar (Atlantic salmon)
Lineage: Eukaryota; Metazoa; Chordata; Actinopteri; Salmoniformes; Salmonidae
Product: syndecan-4-like
Biological process (GO): cell migration
Cellular component (GO): cell surface; membrane
Source: RefSeq, a predicted model, not a curated record
AUGGGCUUCCUGUCCGAAGUGUAUGGCUACGUGUCCUCCCUGAGAGAGAAGGGAGGUGCAACACUUACCGUCAGCCAGAUGACGGCACCGUACAUCGCAGCCCUGGUGUGGGAGACUGAGACAUGGAUGCCCAUGAAGACGACUCAAGCUGUUUUUCAUGACGAGCUCAUCUCGUCUGGAGACUCCGCCAACGGCUCAGACUUUGGCUUCCCCGAUGAGGAGCACGACACAUUUGACAACGAGGACAAGGCCGACGACAAUGAGGAUUAUGACAAUUUCUCUGGCUCUGGCGACGGAGGACCAACUAUUACAAUCAAAAACGACAAGCCUUCUAUGAACAACAAGAUUCCAGACCUGAGGCUCAAACCCACAGUGAACGAGAUUCAAUUGGUCCAGAAGAACAAUGAAGUGUUAGUGCGGGUUUCUCCCAAGCCUGAGGAGCACCCAUCGAACGUACUGAUGGCCCAUGCAGGGGAGGAGAGCAUCUUCAACAAGACUGAAGUCCUAGCAGCUCUUAUUGCUGGUGGAGCAGUGGGGCUGUUCUUUGCUGUCCUCCUCAUCCUCCUGCUUGUCUACCGCAUGAAGAAGAAGGAUGAAGGCAGCUACGACCUGGGAAAGAAGCCCAUCUACAAGAAGGCUCCCACCACAGAGGUCUACGCAUAA